AGUAUAGCGCUCAGCGAGUGUCGGACGCUCGACUAUAUAGUCGACGACCUUAGUAUUCUUCGUUUUUCUUUUCUAUUCGUUUAAUUUACCGCUCGGACCUCAGGACUUUUAAACAUGAAAUGUGUCGUCCGUGAGUGAGUUCGGGUGUUGCUAUGUUCAACCGGUUUUUAUUUUGACAGUGUCAACAUCACGUGCGGAAUCAAAUUAUUACCGGUUCCGGAGUUUUCAAGUGUUUAUAAUACAUACGAGGCCUUCGAUUACCGCAGGUAGAGUUUGCCUGAUUGUCAAACGGUGCGAUAGUGUCUCUAAGUGAUAAAUAGGUACCCACGUAAAGAAGUCUCACUGGUAUAACUGGUAAAGUUUAUGGUGGUUUGCCUUCGGUGUUGUUUAACGGAAAAGUUCGCACAGUUCUAUUCUAAUAGGACUCUUCUCGGAAAGUAUUGAGAAGUGCGUGAGUCGGAAAGUGAAUUCUUGACGUGCUUACAACUUAAAAACAUAACCUAUUUCAAAGUGGGCGCGUGUUGUACGGGCAUGCGCAGUUCGGACCAUACAAAUUAUUAAUAAGUGCUUCAUAAUUUUAUAAACAAACAUCAACGUUGUGGUUACACUGUGCUGUGGUGCGUCGUUAAGUAUAAACGCACGAGUGUUUGCCGGUUCCGCGCCGACAGUCAACGGAUCACAUUAAAAUAUUUUGGAUUUUUUAAAUUGAAGAUAACGUUCACCUGUGGGAUUUCGGUGUUUUACCUGCGCGCGCAAGGAAUCUCUUUACAAGGUUGGCGCAGCUAUGAUGUCCUGUCCCCUGCCACUGCCGCUGCUACCGGCGGCGUUACAUCCACAGCCAGCGUUGGCAUCAGAUUUCCCCAUUCACAUUGGAAUUAAGGACCAGCUCUUAUCGUGAACUACGAAGAGGACUGUACGAACUUAAAAAAAAAGUAGUGUUAAAGAAAUUAAGUGCCUAAAACUUGGCGUUGAGGGAGUCCGUCUGCCGUUAGUGAUCAACCUACAUAUUGCGUGAAAUGGUCAAGAGAGGCUCAGACGAGCUUCUUUCGCAGAGUGGCGUCACCGUCAUGGCGCCCGCCGCUCCCCACCACGCCGACAAUAACAACCAAGACUCCGCCGCCAAAAAGGUGAAACUGGAACAAAAUGUGGGCAAACCGUCCCGCGUUAUCCACAUACGGAACAUCCCUAACGAAACUACGGAGGCAGAGAUCAUACAGCUUGGCUUACCAUUCGGCAGAGUCACAAACGUUCUCGUGCUCAAAGGCAAAAAUCAGGCGUUCCUCGAAAUGGCGGAGGAGAUCUCGGCAGUGGCAAUGGUGGCGUAUUUCGGCGGGUGCGUUGCGCAGCUGCGCGGGCGCGCUGUCUACGUCCAAUUCUCCAACCACAAAGAGCUCAAGACAGACCAGACGCACAGCAAUGCUUCGGCGUCGGCACAAGCAGCGCUGCAGGCAGCGCAAGCCAUCUCCAACAGCGCAGGAGCUGCACUCGUAGCGGGGGCGGGCGCCGCCCUUCAACCCGCUAAUGGAGGCACCGAGAUACAAGGUGGCCCAAACACAGUGCUACGCGUGAUAAUUGAACACAUGCUAUACCCGAUAGUGCUCGACGUACUGUACUCAAUCUUCCAACGCUACGGAAAAGUGCUCAAGAUCGUUACAUUCACAAAAAACAAUUCAUUCCAAGCACUUAUCCAGUAUCCAGACACUGUGUCAGCGCAAACAGCGAAAACGGCUUUGGAUGGGCAAAAUAUUUACAACGGGUGCUGUACUCUGCGCAUCGAUUAUUCAAAGAUGACCUGCCUCAACGUGAAAUACAAUAAUGACAAGUCGCGGGAUUACACCAAUCCAACGCUACCAUCAGGCGACGGUGAUGCGCACCAACUGUUGACCAGUGGCGGUGUACUAGCACCUCAGUUCUUGGGUUUGGGUUCAGGACUGACCUCUCCGUAUGGAGUGGGCGUGGGAGGUGUUGGUUUGCCUGCAUUCGGCGCUCUUACUUUGACCCCAGCCUCCCCAGCUUUGAGGGCCCUCGCUGCGCCACCACUGCCUCUAGCCACGGUUCUUCUCGUCUCGAAUCUUAACGAAGAGAUGGUCACGCCUGACGCUCUCUUUACCCUUUUCGGUGUGUAUGGAGACGUCCAAAGAGUGAAGAUUCUAUACAAUAAGAAGGACUCAGCACUCAUCCAAAUGGCGGAACCUCACCAGGCACAUCUAGCGAUGACGCACAUGGACAAGUUGCGUGUGUUUGGUAAGGCGAUGCGCGUGAUGCUCAGCAAACAUCAAACUGUGCAACUACCCAAGGAGGGCCAACCAGACGCUGGCCUCACCAGGGAUUAUUCCCAGAGCCCGCUGCAUCGAUUCAAAAAGCCAGGCAGCAAAAACUACCAAAACAUUUACCCACCAAGCGCCACACUACAUCUGUCCAACAUUCCAGCAACCGUAUCGGAGGAUGACAUCAAAGACGCAUUCACUAAAAGGGGAUUUGCAAUUAAGGCGUUCAAAUUCUUCCCGAAGGACCGCAAGAUGGCGCUCGUCCAACUGCCUACGAUCGACGACGCAGUAGCGGCCCUUAUAAAGAUGCACAACUAUCAACUGUCCGAAUCCAACCAUUUGCGAGUAUCCUUCUCCAAAUCCAGCAUCUAAAUCAUCAAUCAUCAUGGAAUAUCACACAAUCGAUCGCCUCUGAAGACGGAACCUGACUGUCUUUAGAACCUUCUCACAUUGAUUACAAUUAUGUGUACGAGUUAAUGUGACAAGGUGCUAAAAGGUUUCGGUUAAUGUCGGCACAUAAUGUUGUUUUCAAAAUAAUUUCAAAUCAACUAUAAUCUUUUAUAUUUCAAAUGAAUUUGAUUCUAUAAUGAUAUUGUUGAAAUUGGAAAUUGCGUACUUCUGUGAAUUUAAUUUACCGACAUAUACUAGUCUCAGAGAGUGACAAUCGAUCGACUGUAAUCGCAUCGUACCUCUCCAUAAUCGAGAACAUCACUCGACUGAAUUC
This is a messenger RNA of Diatraea saccharalis (sugarcane borer), 2991 nucleotides long. The record is from the annotation of a GenBank genome assembly. NCBI's taxonomy places the organism in Eukaryota, Metazoa, Arthropoda, Insecta, Lepidoptera, Crambidae.